Pistacia vera is the source of this 1038-nucleotide messenger RNA. RefSeq lists its product as uncharacterized. The record is from RefSeq and is a predicted model, not a curated record. Bases 1 to 1038 code for a protein of 345 amino acids. NCBI's taxonomy places the organism in Eukaryota, Viridiplantae, Streptophyta, Magnoliopsida, Sapindales, Anacardiaceae. The transcript is spliced from 2 exons.
AUGCUAACACCUAAUUCUCAGGUCAUACCAAAUUUGGAAGUGUUGGGUUUAGAUGCACAUGACUUCAAAUUGACAUUCCUCCACUGUGAUCUAGCUGAGAGCUUUGGCAAACUUAAAAAACUUUACCUGGGUAACUUUGAUGAUGAAUCUGUUGCUUCUCUGUCUGGUUUCCUUCAAAGGUUAAAUUGUUUGGAAUCACUUUCGUUUUGUGGUAAUAGUUUCAAAGAGCUAUUCCCCUAUGAACAAGGACAUACAUGGAAACAAGAUUUACGAGGGGACACAUUUCUUCAAAAUCUUCAAACUCUACAAGUAGAUAGAUGCCAUUGUUUGACAAUUUUGAUGCCAAUCGCAAUGGCUUUCAAAAAUCUUACAACUCUGGACAGUUGGAGCUGCGAUGGACUAGUCAACGUACUUGCAUGCUCAGCAGCCAAGACUCUUGUCAAUCUCACAACAAUGAAAAUAAGAGACUGCAAGUUAGUGACAGAGGUAAUAGCAAACGAGGGAGACAGAGAAGAAGCGAUUGUUUUUGGCCAAUUGAAAGUUUUGGAGCUUUACCGUUUAUCAUGCCUCACAUUCUUCUGCUCAACCAAUUAUUCCUUCAAGUUCCCUUGUUUGGAGCAAGUUAUUGUGAGUCAAUGCCCAAAAUUAAAGAUCUUCUCUCAGGGAGUCUUAAGCACACCUUUGCUAAAGAGAGUUCAAUUGUCGAGAGAGGAUGACCCAGCAUAUUUUUGGAAGGAGGACCUCAACUCCACUAUCAAGCAGAUGUUUACAGAUAUGGUUGGUUUCUGUAGCUUUGAACAUUUGACACUCUCUCAAUUCCCCAACUUGAAAGAAAAAUUAUGGAAUGGUCAGGCACCAAUCGACUUAUUCUGGAAUUUAAAGUCAUUAGAAGUGGAUAACUUUUCAGAUAUGUCAAGUGCUAUUCCAUCCAAUGUGUUAUGCGGCUUCAAAAAUCUGGAAAUGUUGGAUGUAAGAAGUUGUGAGUCACUAGAACAAGUGUUUGAUUUGACGAAAGUCGUCAAGAAAUUCUGGGCUUAA